Messenger RNA from Solanum lycopersicum (tomato), 570 nucleotides. It is a transcript of the gene IAA21, whose product is annotated as AUX/IAA 2. Gene Ontology annotation, biological process: regulation of DNA-templated transcription. Gene Ontology annotation, molecular function: protein binding. Lineage: Eukaryota; Viridiplantae; Streptophyta; Magnoliopsida; Solanales; Solanaceae. Gene Ontology annotation, cellular component: nucleus. The record is from RefSeq and is marked provisional.
AUGGAGAAAAUUUUGAAUCUUAAAGCAACAGAACUUAGAUUGGGUUUGCCAGGGACAGAGGAAGAAGUUGAUCACCAACAAAUUGUGCCCAAUUCCAAGAAUAAGAAAAGGUCUUUAUCUGAAUAUGAAGAUGAAUCAAGUUCAGAUUAUGAACCCACAACACCCCCUGUUGCCAAGGCACAAAUAGUGGGGUGGCCACCAGUGAGAUCUUACCGGAAGAACACCUUACAAAUUACUACAAAGAAAACAGAAGCUCAUCAAGAUCAGUGUGGAAUCUAUGUCAAAGUUAGCAUGGAUGGAGCCCCUUUUCUUAGAAAAAUUGAUCUUAAAAUGUACAAGUGCUACACUGAACUCCUUAAAGCAAUGGAGAAAAUGUUCAAGCUCAACAUAGGUGAAUAUUCAGAGAGGGAAGGCUAUAAAGGGUCAGAAUUUGCACCUGUUUAUGAAGAUAAAGAAGGUGAUUUGAUGCUUGUUGGAGAUGUUCCUUGGGAAAUGUUCAUGUCAUCAUGCAAGAGGCUGAGGAUAAUGAAAGGAUCAGAAGCAAGAGGCUUGGGAUCAAGUGAACUAUGA